AUGGCAGCUGGAGACCUCCCUGAUCUGAUCUCCAGAAACGGUUACCAGAUCCAGGGUGACCGUCUCUUUGGUGACGUGAUUUUUCAGGGUUGGCUGCUGCCCUUUCUGGAACUCUUUUGGCGUCUCCGGGUUGCAAAAGGGGAAGAUGAUCAUUCAGUUCCUUCGGCUUCCUCUUCCUUCCCUCCCACACAACAUGAGCAGCCUGGAGUCUCUUUGUUGCCACAGGCCAAAGAUGAACUGAACGAGACACCGGAGAAGCGGGAAUCAGCCAUAAAAGAGCUACAAGUCCUGGUCCAGGAGAGAGCCGAUGGAAGAGAAGACAUUUGUAAAGCAGUGGCUGAGAAAGUGAAGGGGAAAGACGAUGCCUUCUUCCUCCGCUUCAUCCGUGCCCGCAAGUUUGAUGUCAACAGGGCUUACGAUCUGCUUAAAGGCUACAUCAACUUCCGCAAGCAGUAUCCAGAGCUCUUUGAGAACCUGACCCCAGAGGCUGUGCGUAGCACCAUCGAGGCUGGCUACCCUGGCAUUUUGUCCAACAGGGAUAAGUACGGGCGGGUGGUGCUGCUGUUCAAUAUUGAGAGCUGGGACUACGAAGAGAUCACCUUUGAUGAGAUUCUCCGUGCCUACUGUGUGAUCCUAGAGAGGCUGCUGGAGAACGAGGAGACCCAAAUCAACGGCUUCUGCAUCAUCGAAAACUUCAAGGGCUUCACAGUGCAGCAGGCUUCUGGCAUCAAGCCUUCAGAACUGAAGAAGAUGGUGGACAUGCUGCAGGAUUCCUUCCCAGCUCGUUUCAAGGCCGUCUACUUCAUCCAUCAGCCUUGGUACUUCACUACAACCUACAACGUGGUCAAACCUUUCCUGAAGAACAAACUGCUGGAAAGGGUCUUUGUGCACGGUGAUGAACUGGACUCUUUCUACCAAGAGAUCGAUGCCGAUAUCUUGCCUGCAGAUUUUGGGGGCAACCUGCCAAAAUACGAUGGCAAAGACACAGCCGAGAAGCUUUUUGGGCCACAGAUCGAUGGUGAAGACACAGCUCUCUGAAGGAGGCGAAAAACAACAUUCCAAUCUAGAAAAUGGGGUCAGAGGUGCCACCAAACCCAUCCAUCCUAUUAUAUGUAGUGUUGGCUGAAAACUUCUAUCGUGAUUAUGGAACUCCAGGAUGCUCAUCUUCUUGCAUGAUCCUCCUGUCAUCAGACAGGGAGCAGAGCAGAGCAAAGACUUUGCUACUUCAAAACUUUGGAAGAAUGCCUCCUCCACCCACCCCUUUUACCUGCCUUCUGCCACAGAAAACUGGAAGACCUAGUGAGAAACGUCUGUGGUGAGAAGGCCAAGAGAAAAGAAGAACCGGAGUUACUGCUUUCUUGGUCCAUCUCGAAUCCAAGUGUCUGGGUACUGAAGAAGCUGAGAAGUGCCUUCUUCCCUUAUGUUUACUGGUUUGUUUAAUGAGCGAUAGAGGCAGCAGGGAAAUGUAGCAGGCAGUUAUGUAUUCUAGGGACCCAGUAGUGGUUGUGAGGGAAGGAAUGGCUAAGGAAGGAAAAGAGGGAAAGACAAAAUUGUAAACGUUGCCCGUGUGGACAGCAUGGACAGUUCACUCACUGCAGGAGAGUUCUGCCAAGAUCUGUUUUCAGUUUAAAAAAGAAACACCGACAAAUAAUAAUAAUAAAAUGUCAGAAGUGAAUCUGGCUGCUUUUGCAUUAGCUAUAGAUGAAAGUACCGGUAACGAGAGCUGCAUUGACUGCAUGCUAAAGUUAAGAAAAAUUGAAUUGCUGCAGGUUUUUUUAUU
This is a messenger RNA of Eublepharis macularius, 1780 nucleotides long. It is a transcript of the gene RLBP1, whose product is annotated as retinaldehyde binding protein 1. Lineage: Eukaryota; Metazoa; Chordata; Lepidosauria; Squamata; Eublepharidae. Gene Ontology annotation, cellular component: membrane. The record is from RefSeq and is a predicted model, not a curated record. The coding region runs from base 1 to 1038 and encodes 345 amino acids. The transcript has 7 exons. Gene Ontology annotation, molecular function: phosphatidylinositol bisphosphate binding.